GCGGGGCUCUCCGCGCAUGCGCGCCGGGCGGUGGAGCCGCACGCGGCUCGAGCCCUGCGGUUUAUCCGCUGGAUGCGCAGCGUUAGCUGCACACACACAUACACACACACAGCGAGCGGAGGAGUGCCGUAAACACUCCUCGUUCCGCCGCGUUUCCGUGCGCUCGGCGCGGGCUCUACUAGCUGAAGAUGGGUUAGAGAGGCGCAGGAGGAGGACGAGCAUGCCGGGAUUUACAGUGUUCAGCCCCGUCGCGAGGACGGGGAAUCGGACUCGCUGCUUUUGACAGCGGCUGAGGGAUAAAAUAGAGAGGGGGAACUGCGCGAUCGGCCCUUUCUUUCUUUGUGUUUUGUAAAUUUGUUUGUUUGCUUUUGUUUGUUUGCGGUUUUGAGAGAUGAUCGCAGAGCUGGUGUCCGGCGCCGUGGCUCUGCUCCUCCAUCUCAACACGCUGGGCGCCGAUUUCUGCUACGAUGACAGCCGUGCAAUCAAAACCAACCAGGAUCUUCUCCCCGAAACUCCUUGGGCCAACAUCUUCUACGAUGACUUCUGGGGAACCCUCCUCACUCACAGCGGCAGCCACAAGUCUUACCGGCCACUCUGCACCCUCUCCUUCCGCUUGAACCAUGCUCUGGGUGGGCUGGACCCUUGGGGCUACCACCUGGUCAACGUGGUACUCCACUGUGCCGUCACCAGCCUGUUCGCCUACCUUUCCCGUCUUUUGCUGGGAGGAGGCUGCUGGAGCUUGCUGGCUGGUCUUCUCUUCGCCUCGCACCCGGUGCACACGGAAGCAGUAGCUGGAGUGGUGGGGCGGGCUGACGUGGGGGCUGCGCUCUUCUUCCUGCUGUCCCUACUGUGCUACACCCGCCACUGCACCUUGAGGCCUCACUCAGCCCGUCGCUGGCCCUGGUUUCUGGGCAGCCUGGCUUGUGCCGCCAGCAGCAUGCUGUGGAAGGAGCAGGGCGUCACCGUGCUCGCUGUGUCUGCCGUGUACGACGUGUUCAUCUUCCACCGCCUCAGGUUCCAGCAGAUUGUCAGCCUCUUGUACAAGAGAAAGAAUCUCCACCUACUGUUGAGUGUGAGCUUGCUGGCCAUCGGAGGUGCUGUUCUGCUGGCUGCUCGCCUCUACUGGAUGGGCAACAAGCCACCCAACUUCUCGAACUCGGACAACCCAGCCGCUGACUCGUCAAGCCUCCUGACCAGAACACUGACCUUCUUGUACCUACCUGUGGUCAAUGUAUGGCUACUGCUGUGCCCGGACACGCUGAGUUUUGACUGGUCAAUGGACGCUGUGCCGCUGCUUAGGAGCAUCGCCGAUUGGAGGAACCUGCACACGCUAGCGUUCUAUGCGGGGUUACUGCUUCUAGCCUGGAUUGGACUCCGCAGCCCUGCCAAGGUCAAGGAGACCAAUGGGAAAGCACAUGUAGUGGAUGGGAGGUCCAGCAUGAAUGGGCACAGCUGUCACACCAACCCUGGGUACACAGACUUGGAGCUUGAGUCUCCAAGAACUUCAGAGAAUGGUGCAAAGAACCAACACAUCCCAAGGACUCAACUUCCAGCUACGGAGAAUGUUGUGAUAUUUGCCCUGGGGCUCAUGUCCAUUCCCUUCCUUCCCGCCACCAACCUGUUCUUCUACGUGGGCUUUGUGGUAGCGGAGCGUGUGCUUUACAUCCCCAGUAUGGGCUUCUGUCUGCUAGUGCCGGCGGCAAUGAGGGCCCUUCACCUCCGGCUGUGCAGGAGGCCAUCCAGGACUCUAGUGCUCUACUGCGCCUUCAGUUUAGUCAUCUUGUAUGGGUUCAAGACCGUCCUAAGGAACCGGGACUGGCAGAACGAGGAGAUGCUCUAUAAAUCAGGGAUAAGGGUGAACCCUGCAAAAGCAUGGGGCAACCUUGGGAACGUCCUGAAGAACCAGGGAAAGAUGGCGGAGGCUGAGCGCGCCUACCGAAACGCCUUGUACUACCGGCGGAACAUGGCUGAUAUGCUGUACAACCUGGGUUUGCUGCUCCAGGAGAACAACAGGCUGUCUGAGGCUCUACAUUACUACAAGCUGGCGAUUGGGAGCCGGCCAACUCUGGCCUCUGCAUACUUGAACACGGGGAUCAUUCUCAUGAACCAGGGUCACCUGGAUGAGGCCAAGCGGGCAUUCCUCACUUGCGCCGACAUCCCGGAUGAGAACCUGAAGGACCCCCACGCCCACCGCAGCUCAGUGACCAGCUGCCUGUACAACCUGGGCAAGCUGCUCCACGAACAGGGCCGCCAGGAGGAAGCCCUGCUGAUGUAUAAAGAAGCAAUACAGAAAAUGCCAAAACAAUUUGCACCUCAAAGUCUGUACAAUAUGAUGGGGGAAGCCUACGUAAGGUUGAACAAGCUGCCUGAGGCAGAGCACUGGUAUCGAGAAUCCCUGAGGGCCAAGCCUGACCACAUCCCCGCCCACCUGACCUAUGGCAAGCUCCUCACCCUCAUGGGGCAGAAGUCUGAAGCAGAGCGGUACUUUCUGAAAGCAAUUCAGCUGGACCCCACAAAAGGAAACUGCUAUAUGCAUUAUGGCCAGUUCCUCCUGGAAGAAGGUCGCUUCACGGAGGCUGCUGAGAUGGCAGAGACCGCUGCCCAGCUUGAGAGCGGGGACUUCGAUGUGGUCUUCAAUGCGGCUCACAUGCUCAGGCAGGCGAGUCUCCACCAUGCUGCCGAGAAAUACUACAGCCUUGCAGCAAACCUGAGACCUGACUAUCCAGCUGCCUUAAUGAACUUGGGUGCCAUCCUGCACCUCAACGGCAAACUGCAGGAGGCCGAGGCCAAUUACCUGCGAGCGCUGCAGCUGAAGCCGGAUGACACCAUCACCCAGUCGAACCUGCGCAAGCUGUGGAACAUCAUGGAGAAGCAGGGCCUGAGGACUAGGCGCCCGUCGCCGUGACAGCGGCUCCCAUGGGACCUCUGCCAGCGGGAAGCCGACGCGCAAAGCCAAUAAACGGUUUCGUCCUCGUUACCGAGGAAACGAGGGAUCCGAGCCGCCUAUUGCGGGACGCCGUUCCCUCGGAGGCGAAGUGCAUUGUGGGAAGCGACCAGCUGUUUGGGGCCUACGCUGACAUGCUGACAACUAGUCCAAAAGCUACAAGAGCCAUGUAACCAGAGCACUUUGUGCGGAACAUGCCCUGUUAUUUUUAAAGUGCUAAUCAAUGAGUCUGUGUUCGCUUUUCGUGAAUUGUG
Molecule: messenger RNA, 3198 nt
Organism: Scleropages formosus (Asian bonytongue)
Lineage: Eukaryota; Metazoa; Chordata; Actinopteri; Osteoglossiformes; Osteoglossidae
Product: protein O-mannosyl-transferase TMTC2-like
Exons: 12
Coding region: 392-2905 (837 amino acids)
Biological process (GO): protein O-linked glycosylation via mannose
Cellular component (GO): endoplasmic reticulum membrane
Molecular function (GO): protein binding; mannosyltransferase activity
Source: RefSeq, a predicted model, not a curated record